UAAACCGCGCAGCAAUGGCGGGCUUCAAGGUUUGCGUGGUUGGCGGAGCCGGAGGCAUCGGGCAGCCUCUCUCGAUGCUCAUGGCGAUGGACCCAAACGUGGCAGAGCUGUGCGUGUAUGACCUCACGAUCGCGAUGAUCCCCGCGGACGGAGUGGCCGCGGACCUGAGCCACCUGAACAAGGCCGCCAAGGUCAAAGCAUACGCUUUUGACAAGGACGCGCGUGCCGCGGAUGUCGCGGGCGAGUGCCUCACGGGGUGCGACCUGGUGCUCGUUCCUGCCGGUGUGCCGCGCAAGCCAGGGCAGGACCGCGCCGCGCUCCUCGAUAUCAACGCGGGAAUCGCAAAGAACAUUGUCGAGGCGUGCGCCAAGUUUUGCCCCGAGGCGGUCAUCGCGCUCAUCGUCAACCCCGUCAACUCGGUCGUGCCCGCCAUGUGCGAGCUGUGGAAGAAGGCGGGGCACGACCCGUGCAAGAUCGUCGGCGUGACGACGCUCGACUGCGUCCGCGCCGAGAAGUUUGUGCACGAGAUCACCGGCGCGCCCGUCGGCGACAUCUCCAUCCCGGUGAUUGGCGGCCACGCCGGCACCACCAUCCUGCCGCUCUUCUCGCAGGACAAGGCCGCCAGCACCAUCCCCGCCGCGGACGUGCCGGAGCUCGACAAGAAGGUGCAGAACGCAGGCACCGUCGUCGUCGCCGCCAAGGCGGGCAAGGGCUCCGCCACGCUUUCGAUGGGCUUCGCGGGAGCGCGGCUGGGCAGCGCCGUUCUGGCGGGCCUCGCGGGCACGCCGACCACCGAGUGCGCGUACGUGGCGUCGAACGUGACCGAGCUGCCCUACUUCGCCUCCAAGGUCACCUUUGGCGAGAAGGGCGUCGAGACCGUCCACCCGCUCGGCGACCUGUCGCCGCACGAGCAGGGGCGGCUCGAGGCGCUCACGCCCGUCCUCAAGGAAGAAAUUGACGCGGGGAUCGAGUACGCCUCGAGGAACCAGUUCUGCGCCUCCGCCGCGGCCGCGCCCUAUCCCGUCUGCGGCUGAAGAUGACGCGGCGCCACCCUCCUCGCUUGAGAAGAGCGGAGCCGUUGCUUUUGCCGUCCAUGGUUCCCCUCUCCGCGCUGCGAGCCCGCCGGCGCCACACGUCGCCACGCCACCCCGCGUCCCGCGUGGGAGUCGAUUUUGCUUUCACGAUACCGGGUAUGUGAGGAAACCUACUCUAUCAGGUGCGAGGAGAGAGAGAGCCGUAGAUAUGGGUGCGAUAUAUCUCGUUUCGUUUGAGGUUUGUGAUUUCC
Molecule: messenger RNA, 1285 nt
Organism: Emiliania huxleyi CCMP1516
Lineage: Eukaryota; Haptophyta; Isochrysidales; Noelaerhabdaceae
Product: NAD-dependent malate dehydrogenase
Exons: 6
Coding region: 15-1034 (339 amino acids)
Biological process (GO): malate metabolic process; tricarboxylic acid cycle
Cellular component (GO): cytoplasm
Molecular function (GO): L-malate dehydrogenase (NAD+) activity
Source: RefSeq, a predicted model, not a curated record